UUGAAUUUUUGCUACUUUGAACAUUUUUUUGUCCUCGUUUGAGUCUGGUCCCUCACAGUUGGUGUCAGAAGUGGGAUCUUUUUCCAAAAUGCCUGGAAAGGGAAGAGGACGAACAAGAGGAGAACCCGGUUCUGAGCUGGAUGAAAGAGUGGCUGUUGAGGAAGGUGGAGCUGUUGGUGGAGUGUUUGACAUGGAAGAGGAGAGCGGUGAACCAACACUAGCAGACUUGGCCAACCUUCUGAGAGCCCACAUGGGACAUCAGAAGGCCAAAGAGGAUCACUGGACCAGAGAAACUGCUAAGCAACAACAGAAAUUUGAUGAACUACAACAACAGUUCAGAUUGUUUAAAAGGGAGAGCCAAUCUGAGACCACUCCCACUGCUCCACAGACCUCACCAGUGCGGCCUACACAACCACCAGAUCCUGGAGUGGCAGCUUCACCUCAACAUAGUCAAUCAGGUGACCUAUAUUCACAGGGGUAUGUUUCUCAUGCACCUAAAUUACAAAAAUUGAGUGAAGAAGAUGACAUUGAACAUUUUCUCAUUACUUUUGAAAGAAUAGCUUCUGCCUGCAGGUGGCCAAAAACUGAUUGGGCUUUCCAUUUAAUACCUCUGCUAACAGGCAAAGCUAGAAGUGCCUUUGUGCACAUGGAUGUUGAUUUGUCUAUGAACUAUGAUCAAGUUAAAUUAGCUGUUUUGCAGAAGUAUGACAUUAACAGUGAAACCUACUGGCAAAGAUUCCGCUUGCUUCAGGUGGAGCCAGAAGAAACUCCAAAGGAGCUCUACAUAAGGCUGAAGGAGUUGUAUAUCAAAUGGGUGCAAACUAACGGUAAAACAGUUGAACAAAUCAAUGAAAUAAUGAUUCUUGAACAAUAUUUAAGAAUGUUGUCACCAGAACUUCAGGUUUGGAUAAAAGAACAUAAUCCAAAGACUGCAAAGGAGGCUGCUGAACUGGCUGAUGUGUUUGUGGCUGCGAGGAGGAGGAACUCUUGGGCUUUUCAAAGCUGGAAAAAAGAUGGCUGCCAUCAAUCUCCAGCCCAACCAGUUUCAGCUGUGGGUAAGCUACCUGAAAGAGAGAGAUUUGGCUCAAAGGGUCAAUGGAAAAAACCCACUUGUUACUUAUGUGGACAGGCGGGUCAUACUAAACCAAUGUGUCCUCAAAAUGCUGUUAAGUUGUCCCAGAUGUGUUUUGUGCCCAGGAAAGAGGCUCAAAAUGUUGGAGCAAUGGAUCAAUUAAUGGAGACCUUUGUGGAGCUCAACGGUCAGGCACUGAGGGCCCUGAUUGAUACAGGGAGUACACGGACUUUGGUCCAGCACAGGUACAUCUCACCCCAGCUUGUUUGCACCAGUGAGACCGUUCCAAUCUGCUGCGUCCAUGUUGACAGAAAACAAUAUCCAACAGCAGAUGUUUAUGUGACUAUAGAAAGACAAACUUACCUGCUUAAUGUUGGGGUAGUAGAUAACUUGCCAUUUCCAGUAAUUCUUGGCAAUGACCUGCCAGUGCUGACUGACCUGUUGAAUUCUCCUCAGUGUAAUGUUGCUCUAACUCGAGCCCAAGCAAAGCAAUCUGAGGAUAUUGUUUUCGACCUCAGUACCUUACCAUUUCACAAUGUGGAGUUUUUCCCAGAGGACACUAAAGACAGGAAAUCCAAAAGACUACGGAGAAGGGAAAAGUUUCAAGGGACGGUGAUUGUUCCUUCUGAUGCACCAGAGCCUGAGGUACAGCAAGACUUCAAAAUCCCUGGUAAUAUAUUGGAGCUGCAGCACAAGGAUUCAAGUCUUGUGAGAUGCUUUACAGAAGCCAAAGUCAAUAAAAAUGAUUUUGUCAUUCAAAAUGACAUUCUUUACAGACAAAAUGGGCCAAUUAAACAGCUUGUGGUUCCCAAAGCAGUUAGAGAAACUGUUUUGAAGUUGGGCCAUUCAAUUCCCUGGGCUGGCCACCUGGGGAAGCAUAAGACCUUAGCCCGUAUAAAGCGCUGUUUUUUUUGGCCUGGCUUGCGUAAAGAUGUUGUGCAGUUUUGCAGGAGCUGUCCAGAAUGCCAAAUGACAUCGGCUAGACUCCCUGGCAAAGCUCCUCUCCAACCGCUUCCAGUUCUGAGUACACCAUUUCAACGCUUGGGUAUGGACAUAGUGGGCCCGGUUGAAAGGAGUAAAGGAGAUGAGGGAGAAGCUGGAGAGGAUGACAACCCUGGCCCAGGAGCAUGUGAAGACUUCUCAACGCAAACAGAAGGCUUGGUAUGACUCUGCAGCCCGGGAGAGAGGGUUCGAGCCAGGCCAGAAAGUGCUUGUUAUGCUGCCUUCAGAGGACAGUAAGCUACUGGCCAAGUGGCAAGGACCUUAUGAGGUACUGGAGAAACUGGGACCAACAACAUACAAAGUCUCUGUUCCAGGUAAAAGUCGCUCUACUCGCAUUCUCCAUGUAAACCUGCUGAAACGGUGGGUGUCCCGGGGCCAAGAAAAACCUGCCUCCUUUUACAUCCGAAGUGUAGAUGAUGAAGAACCGGAGGAGCAAUAUUUUCCUGUUCAAUCAGCCUCCAAGCCCAGUUUGGAUCAUCUAUCAGAAGAUAAACAGUCAGAGGUGAGGACUGUCUGGCCAUUGAGUGUGUUCCAGGAGAAUCCAGGUUACACUGAUGUGAUAACACAUGACAUUACAUUAAAAGAGGAUGCUGCUCCAAAACGACUGAGCUAUCGCAUACCCGAGAGACUUCUCGAACCACUUAAAAGGGAAGUUGAGUUAAUGCUUUCCCUUGGGAUUAUUGAGGCAUCACAGAGCGAGUGGUGCAAUCCAAUUGUUCUUGUCCCUAAAAAGGAUGGAACACUAAGGUUUUGCAUUGACUUUCGCUAUCUAAAUUCAGUCUCAAAAUUUGAUUCUUAUCCAACACCACGAAUUGAUGAUCUUAUUGACAGACUAGGCAAAGCAAAAUAUCUCACCACCAUUGACCUUU
This is a messenger RNA of Xiphophorus maculatus (southern platyfish), 2943 nucleotides long. RefSeq lists its product as uncharacterized. Gene Ontology annotation, biological process: proteolysis. Gene Ontology annotation, molecular function: aspartic-type endopeptidase activity; nucleic acid binding; zinc ion binding. The record is from RefSeq and is a predicted model, not a curated record. NCBI's taxonomy places the organism in Eukaryota, Metazoa, Chordata, Actinopteri, Cyprinodontiformes, Poeciliidae. Bases 89 to 2239 code for a protein of 716 amino acids. The transcript is spliced from 2 exons.